UAAUACAUGUGUUUCAACUUGUUAUUCCAAGUGCCCAAGCUUUUGAUUACUUCACCAACUGCACAGGUAGUUCUAAUUACACCCAAAACAGUCAGUACCAAAAAAAACUUCGGUAAUCUCUUAUUCGAGUUAACUGCAGAAGCUUCGCUUUCUGGUUUUUAUUACUCAUCUGUAGGUCAGAUCCCUGAUAAAGUCUAUGGCCUUUACCUAUGCCGGGGUGACAUUGGUGGUCAAGGUUGUGGCCAAUGCGUAUACCAGGCUCAAAAUAGUAUCCUCAAAGAGUGUCCGACCCAGAUAUGGGCUGUUCUGUGGUAUGACAAUUGCAUGCUUCAUUUCUCUAACGAGACAUUCUAUCAUCAGAUGGAUGAUUACCCAAGCAACGUGGAAUGGAACCCUGAAAACAUAACUAGUAACAAGACUCGGGCAUUUUCUAAGGUGCUUAACAAUACCAUGAUGGAUUUGACACCAGAAAUUGUGAACAGCAAGGUGAAAUUUGGUACCAAAAUGGCUAACAUCACAAGCUCAAAGAAGUUAUAUACCUUAGGGCAGUGCACGCUAGACUUGUCAGCA
Chenopodium quinoa (quinoa) is the source of this 570-nucleotide messenger RNA. Its product is annotated as cysteine-rich receptor-like protein kinase 25. NCBI's taxonomy places the organism in Eukaryota, Viridiplantae, Streptophyta, Magnoliopsida, Caryophyllales, Amaranthaceae. The record is from RefSeq and is a predicted model, not a curated record. The annotation marks the transcript as partial. The transcript has a single exon.